This is a messenger RNA of Hypomesus transpacificus, 1720 nucleotides long. RefSeq names its product G protein-coupled receptor kinase 7b (gene grk7b). The transcript is spliced from 4 exons. The coding region runs from base 71 to 1720 and encodes 549 amino acids. Lineage: Eukaryota; Metazoa; Chordata; Actinopteri; Osmeriformes; Osmeridae. Gene Ontology annotation, cellular component: cytoplasm. Gene Ontology annotation, biological process: regulation of signal transduction; signal transduction; protein phosphorylation. Gene Ontology annotation, molecular function: rhodopsin kinase activity; ATP binding. The record is from RefSeq and is a predicted model, not a curated record.
GUAGCCCAUAUACCACAGGCAGCAUACUCAGUCACACAGUGCAGGGAGUAGCCCAUAUACCACAGGCAGCAUGUGCGACAUGGGCGGGCUGGACAACUUGGUGGCCAACACAGCCUAUCUGAAGGCCCAGGAAGGAGAUGAGAAGGAGAUGAAAAAGCGAAGGCGCAGCCUGUCACUGCCCAAGCUAGAGCAGAGCAGUUCCAUCCGCAAGUCAAUAGAGAAGGACUUUGAGUCGCUCUGUGAGAAACAACCAUUGGGUAAGACAUUCUUCCAUCAGUUUCUCCUGGCCUCCAAGCCCGAGUAUGUGGCAGCAGCAGAGUUUCUGGAUGAGCUUCAGGACUGGGAACUGGCAGUGGGGGGAGCCAAAGACAAGAAUCGUCAGAACAUCAUCAACAAGUUCUGUAAGGCUGACUCCAAAAGCUUCCUUUCCUAUCUGACCAGGGAUGUGGCCGAGAAGUGUACGGCUGUUUCAGACAAGGACUUUGAGGAAGUCAUGGUGGAUAAGGUGAGAGAUACCACACGGGAGUUCCUGAAGGCAAAGCCCUUUACGGAGUACCAGACCAGUCCCUUUUUUGAAAAGUUCUUACAAUGGAAGGAGUAUGAAAAACAGAAAAUAACAGAAAAGUAUUUCUAUGAGUUCAGGACCCUAGGGAAGGGAGGCUUUGGCGAGGUGUGUGCCGUCCAGGUCAAAAACACAGGCCAGAUGUACGCCUGCAAGAAGCUGGACAAGAAGCGCUUGAAAAAGAAGAACGGACAAGGCAUGGCCCUGCUGGAGAAGCAGAUCCUGGAGAAGGUCAACAGUUUGUUCAUCGUCAACUUGGCCUACGCUUAUGAGACAGAAACUCACCUGUGCUUGGUCAUGAAUCUGAUGACUGGAGGAGACCUCAAGUACCACAUCUACAACAUGGGUGAGAAGGGCAUCCAGAUGGAGCGCGUCAUCUACUACACGGCACAGAUUACCAUGGGCAUCCUGCACCUGCAUGCCAUGCACAUAGUGUACAGAGACAUGAAGCCGGAGAAUGUGCUUCUGGACAGCUUUGGACAGUGUCGUCUGUCUGACCUGGGUCUGGCUGUAGAGCUGCCUGGAAAGAAGACCAUCUGCCAGAAGGCUGGCACCAGUGGCUAUAUGGCUCCAGAGAUUCUAAAGCAGGAGUCCUACCGCACCUCUGUGGACUGGUGGGCGCUGGGCUGUAGUAUCUAUGAGAUGGUGGCUGCCCGCCUGCCCUUCAAAGACUACAAGGAGAAGGUGCAAAUGGAGGAGGUGGCUCGCCGCACUCUGGAGGACCAGUGCAAGUACAGCCACAAACACUUUGACCCUCCAACCAAAAACAUCAUCCAUCUCUUAAUCAAGAAAAAAGUUGACGAGCGUCUUGGGUGCAGAGGUGACGACCCACGGAAGCACGAGUUCUUCAAGUCCAUCAACUUCCCCCGCCUGGAAGCAGGACUGAUCGACCCUCCUUGGGUGCCCAACCCCAACGUGGUCUACGCCAAGGACAGCACAACCAUCAGAGACUUCUCCCAAGUCAAGGGCAUUGAGUUUGAAGCCAAAGAUGAGAAAUUCUUCAGAGAGUUCAGCACAGGGGCUGUGUCUAUUCCCUGGCAACAGGAGAUGCUGGACAGCAAACUGUUUGAUGAACUGAAUGACCCAAACAGGAAGGAGUCAUCAGCCGAAUUUGACAAUGCCGAUGGGAAGAAAUCCAAAUCGUGCACACUUUUGUAA